This is a messenger RNA of Lottia gigantea (owl limpet), 1008 nucleotides long. RefSeq lists its product as hypothetical. The record is from RefSeq and is a predicted model, not a curated record. The transcript is spliced from 2 exons. Bases 1 to 1008 code for a protein of 335 amino acids. Lineage: Eukaryota; Metazoa; Mollusca; Gastropoda; Lottiidae.
AUGACGAGUUUCAUCGCUGCAAUCGGACAUUUAAUGAUCAAUUCUGGUUUAAGUGAGGUCUUGUGUCAAGUUUAUGGGGAGAACGCUGUGUUGAAAAUGAUGAAUGGAAAAUCUUAUGCUCGCACUAUUCGUGGAUUAUUCAGCGUAGAUACAUGUUUGAAUGCGAUGCUGCUAUCAAGGUGUCGUAAUUUAAACCUCACUGACACCGUAUGUGACAUUGAAUUAGAUCAAGACCUGAAAGACACAAUGCUGUUAUUAGAUAAGUUACUUAAAGGCGAUAUACACGUAAAUGAAAUCACUGCAGCAGACGGCUUAAGAAAAAUUGCCACUGAUCUGAACAAGGAGAAGUCUCUCUUAAAUCACAAAACCUCUGAUCUUUGGCUACAAAUGAUGAGUAUGAUAGAAAGUGGCCGACUGUUCUUCCGGUCUGAGGGGAAGAAUUCAAGAUAUAAAUGGGAUAUUGGUACUCUGAGAAACGGACUUGGUGAAGAAAUGUGUGAAAUCCUACCGUUAUUGCAUGUGUUAACAGGCUGUAAUACAGUUUCAAGAAUAUUUGAAAUCGGCAAAGGUAUGGUUCUGAAAAAGGCUGUAAAAUCUGAAUAUUUCCGUAAUAUAUGUAAAUUGUUUUUGAAACGAGAUUCAACAAAAGCAGAAGUAAUGGCAGCUGGUGAAACGGUACUAGUUGCCGUAUACGGUGGUCUCAAAUACGAAACGCUAAAUGAGCUACGGUAUCGAAAAUUUCGAGAGAAAGUUUAUACAAGCAACUCGCAAGUCACCAUUGAAUGCUUACCACCGACAUCAGACUCAGCCAAGUAUCACGUAAUGAGAGUAUAUCACCAGGUCCAAUGCUGGAAAGAUAAUCAUCUUAGUUCAAACGAGUGGGGAUGGACUCUUCUACAUCAAAGAUACAAGGCUAUCAAGAUGAAACUACCACCUGCACCGGACAGUUUGCUGCAAAUGAUAAGAUGUAGCUGCAAAGGCGAUGUUCAUGUAAAAAGAAUGGAUUAG